Arachis ipaensis is the source of this 1842-nucleotide messenger RNA. RefSeq lists its product as uncharacterized. NCBI's taxonomy places the organism in Eukaryota, Viridiplantae, Streptophyta, Magnoliopsida, Fabales, Fabaceae. The record is from RefSeq and is a predicted model, not a curated record.
UCACCUCACCCAUCAAAACUUCAAAACCACAAGCCAUACAGAGAGAGAGAGACGUAAACUAUGGAUGUCUGGUUGUGGAUAUCUGAUCUUCCCAACUCGGCCGAGUGGGAUGAGUCUGACUCAGUCCCCACCUUCGAACUUGCAAGUUCAGGACUCGGCACUGAAGAAGACCCAACCCGGUCCAUUGAGCUGAAAGCCGAGCGAACUUCUGGGUCAGACUCUGAAGCUGCGGUAACAUUUACCGUGUGCUUGCAAGGGUUCCACCCAUUCAAUGCAGAGAAGCCGCUUUGGGUCUCCGAAAAGUGCCAGCUGUCAGCAGAAAACCCUUUCCUCCCGCUGCUCCUACAGCUCCUCCAAGAAAUCAUAUCCAACUCACCCACGGCGCAUGAUAGCACGUGUCCUAGGUCACAGCUCCAGAAGCUGAAGCCGGAGCCCAUAUCAUGGAUCAUGGACUCGCACACACCGGAGUCCCUCUCCAUGUUCUUCAACCUCGUCCUCACCAUGCGCCUCUUCUGGCUCUGCGCCUUCGACGCCCCCAGCGAAGCCGGCUCCCUCUACUUUCAGUCCCUACUCGCUCCCACGCUCGAAACGGCGUCGUCGAAGCUCGCUUCCGUCCUCAGAACCUUCUUCAUCACCGUCGGCGUUGACACGGAGCUCUGUUUCAUGCGAACCCUCGGGUUCAUAAUAGCAAAGUGGUGCAUUAUAAGAGAGAUGGGCGUAGGAUUACAAACACUGCUGGUUCCUCCGCCGCAGGUGAGGAACCCGAGAUUCUCUUACUCGGCGGAGAGUAACGGCCUGUGGAUUCUGAAGGGUUACGCGCCAGUGAUGACAAUGAAAUUGGCGCGAAGCAACGGUCAAAAGAGUCAGUUCCCAGGGAUCGAUGCAAAGGAGUCAAUACUACGCUACACUAUGGCGCACCAGCAGCUAGAGGCACACGUGCAGAUCGAAUACACCGUUGGAUUCCGCGAUGGCUUCAUCCAGGUUCGUGCACGUGUCGACAACAUACGCCUCCACGUGGCGAGGCUAGGGUUCGGGCAAAACGACGACGUUGCGGAGUUCCUCGAGGAGAAGCACUUCCCUUCCCGCGUUAGGGUCUGGGUGGGCCCGGAGAUUGGAGCUACGUACGUGUCCGGACUUAGCCUGGGCCGGUCCACGGAGAAUCGAGAGAGGGAAGUGGAAGUUCAGAAGAUCGUGAAGGGUGAUUUCGAGAAAUCACAGGUUUCGAAUGUGAGAGCUUCGACGAGGUCAGCGAGGAGAACGCACACGAAGAGUUGGAGAAUGGAUCAGGACUCGGAAGGGAACGCGGCCAUAUUCGACGCCGUUUUGUACGAUAACGCGACGGGGCACGAGGUGGCAUCGUGGAAGCCCACGGGCCCAACGGGUGAUGACCCGUUCCAUGGGCUGAGAGGGCGAUACGUGGGGUCAAACAGGGCGUUCAAUAAAAGCGGGUCGGUGGUGAUUGCUGGGGAUGAGUAUGGAGAGGAAGUAGGGUGGAGACUUAGCAAGGAUAUGGAAGGGAGUGUGUUGAAGUGGCGAAUUGGUGGUGAAUUUUGGGUUAGUUAUUUGCCCAACCGAGCCAAGGGUUCUCAUUUUGAAACUCGCUAUAUUGAAUGGUGCGAUGAAGUUGAUUUGCCUCUAAUUAAAAGUGCGUCCAUGCACCAUGCAUGAAAUGAACUUUGUACGUGUAAAUAACUAUAUUCACCUAAAUUGAGUUUAGAUAUGUAUUGUAAGUGAUUCUACUUUCUCUUUAGUCUCCCCCCUGUAAUGUAUGUGGUGUAUAAUUAACGGUUGUUUAGGGUUUAGGCUCUAUGACCACUUAAACGAAGCGUUCUUUCUAUCUUA